AUGACCAGAAAAGAUGGUCCCAAUCGUAAUAGCUCCGCUGCGAGCUCCAGCACUGGGAGUUGGAAAUCUACUGAUACGAUAAGAGGCCCAGGAUCCCCAUUCUUCCAGGGUUCAUCAACGAAGAGAGGACCUUCAACGCAGGUGAAGACGGAUAGAACAAGGGUAGAAAGUGAUGCUCAAGUUUCGCCGACAUCUGCCGGUCCUCGAAGCACAAUAUCUCCAUCAUCAUCUAUAUCUCCCAAUGUAUCCCCACGGGAGCAAAGAAUGGCCGAAUUCGGCAAUUAUCGACGUGAUCUCGCAGUCCUCGAAACCUCUGGCGGGCGCAUUCCUCAAAUUCAUCAUAAUCCACCAACAGCGAUAGCAUCUUCAAGUCAGAUGGCUCCUUGGAUGUCUACUGGAAGCAGCGCAACAGGUUCACCAAAUGGAUUCACUAGCUUCUAUAAUGAUUCGAGCGAUGCAUUGUCGCAAGCUUCACAGUUGUCGCCGGCUGCGAGACCUGGAACGGCGGUAACUGGAAAUACCAAUACGAGCGAUUCACCCGCAGAUGCAUUCUUUAGCGAUGGCGAUGAAAGACGACCAUCGGUGGCGAGUAUAAUGACGGCGAGUAGUACUGGAUCGAAAUCCAGUCUCAAUAGGGUGGUAGGUGGGCUUCACAAAAAAUUGACAAGUUUCUUUGGCGAGGACCUUCCCGGUGUAAGUUCAUCCGACACGAGCCUUCCACCUCAAGGAAAGGAGGCACGAUCGCAUUCAUUUGCGCGGAGUCAACGAGACCGAAAUCAUUCAUCUGCCACAGAUCACGGACAUAAUAGAGACGCAUCCCCAGCAGGUGGAUCCCGACCUAUAACACCCUUGCCAUCUAGCGAAGUUGUUCCAUUUUUAUAUCAGAAUUCCCAGGAUAUACAAACGUAUGGAGAAGCUCCCGUGCGAGAGAAUCUUUCGGGCCCUGAUAGAGAACGCUACAUAAACGAUAGCUCCGAUAAACCACCCAAAACUUCUUCGUCUUCUAAAUCUGCACAUGCUCACCACCUCCCCGGGCAUCAUCUACGAAAUCGAAGCAACGAUGACUCUAGAUCCUUACGACCGACCAUAAGCAGAGAGGAGUCCGCAUUCAGCACGCGCUUCAAGGACCGAGGUAAUCCGAUGGGCUCGGCUGCGGUGAAUGCUUCCAAUCCUACUAUUCAACGACCGAAGAGCCCAACACCGAGUGGCAUGAGUACGUGGAGCCAAACAACCAAGGGCGGCAAUAGCGAUAGUCCAUCAUCACCCAGAGACAAUAAUAAUGGCCCGAAAAGGAGUCUUCUAAACUUGACCAGUCGAUUCAUGAGGUACAAGGACAAAGAUCACACUCCAUCUCGCCUGAAAGAAACGCCAGCACCGAGUCGGGCACCAAUUAAUAAAACCUCGAGGCCAGAUGUAGGAAAGUUAUACGAUUCCCCGGAACUCGCACAAUAUAGCCAAGAUGGAAGCAUUACUGGAUCAGAGCUCAAUCUUACAAGCCAGCUUACGAACGGUAAUGCUCGUCCGACGGGUGUACGACAAGGCGCUUUUCCCAAGCUGCCAUUUCGAAAAGGUCGAGGACACAGAGGUGCAGAGGAUUUGGACCAAUCAUACGAUACAAUGGAUCGCAGUGGGGACAAUAUCCACCAUCUUGACACAAAUUUAUCAAAUAUGGAAGGAAUCCUGACAAAGCCGCCACCUUUAACUCCACUUGACAACAGCAUUUUUAACGGACACGUUGAGGACGACGUAAAGGCAGAUGCCGAAAGCGCAGGCGGACUCGGAUGGAAUGCGCCAGACAGCUGGGCUGUGAAGAAAGUUGAUGACGAUAAUAUGUCGCGACUUCUAGAGAUUGAUGAAGCAGGUAUUCCUCAAAAGUCAGAUGAAAGAGCGAUUCCUUAUUGCAUAAGAAUAUUCAAAGCGGACGCAACUUUCGUUACAUUGUCAACUUCGCUUAACACUACCGUUACCGAUCUCGUGGCCCAGCUCAACAAGAAGACUUAUCAGGCUGACACCCCGGAGAACUUUCAGAUUGUAAUGAAGAAACAUGACUUGCAACGGAUCCUUGGUCCUGGCGAACGUCCUCUUGUCAUCCAGAGGAGGCUCUUGGAGCAAGCAGGAUACGAGCCUCGAGAUCGAAUUGAAGAUGUGGGAAGGGAAGACAACAGUUAUCUCUGCAGAUUUUCCUUUCUUCCGGCUAGGCAAGGCGGUUAUGCAUCGGUUUCCAACGACACUGGGCUUAGCCGAGUCCAGAAAUAUAGUCAUGUGGAUCUGUCAGGAAAGAAUCUCAUCACUAUUCCGAUAGCAUUAUACUCCAAGACUUCAGAAAUCAUCUCACUCAAUUUGUCGCGGAAUCUGUCCCUUGAUUUGCCCAAGGAUUUUAUUUCGUCAUGUGUAAACUUAAGAGAUAUCAAGUUCAUCAACAAUGAAGCAUGGAAGCUCCCAGCCAGUCUCAGUCGAGCCAAUCGGCUUACAAUACUUGAUGUUUCCAACAAUCGACUGGAGCAAUUGGAUCAUGCCGAACUAUCGAGACUACAAGGACUCAUUAGUUUGAAGCUCGCCAACAAUCGACUCAAAAGUCUGCCUUCGUAUUUUGGCCUCUUCAGGUCGAUGAGAACUUUGAAUCUCUCGUCGAAUUUUCUAGAAGACUUCCCUGAAUUCCUGUGUAAUAUGUCUGGUUUGGUAGAUAUUGACAUGAGUUUCAAUGGAAUAUCAAAUCUUCCCAUCGAGAUCGGUAAACUUACCAACCUGGAGAGAUUCGUCAUCACAAACAACCGGCUAAAGGGUUCCCUUCCGGACUCUUUUGGAGAUCUUGUGAAUAUCAAGGAAGUUGACAUUCGAUACAAUUCGCUUUCGAGUAUUGAUGUCAUUGCCACUCUUCCCAAGGUCGAACAAAUUUCCGCCGAUCACAAUGCAGUGUCCGUUUGUGAAUGUGAGUUUGCCAAAAUCCGAAUCCUUCGACUGAACUCAAAUCCUGUAACGAAAUUUGAGAUUAAAAAUUCGGUUCCCUCUCUCACAACACUCAUUCUCUCCAAUGCAAAGCUAGCAGCAAUCCCUGACGCUGCCUUUGACAAAAUGCCAAACCUUAACAAGCUCGUACUAGACAUAAAUCACUUUGUCUCGUUACCUGCCCAGAUUGGUAAGUUACGCAAACUGGAGUACUUCAGUAUAGCUCGGAAUGCAUUGAGCAGUCUUCCUGCGGAGCUUGGGUGCUUGACAGAGCUUCGAUACCUUGAUAUAAGACAAAAUAAUCUCAAGAAACUUCCCAUGGAGAUAUGGUGGGCGAACAAGUUGGAAUUCCUCAAUGUUUCUUCUAAUGUUCUGGAUAACUUCCCGAAGCCAGGCUCAAGACCUCCUCAGCCACCUGGUGAUGUUGGUUCCACAAAUGGCAACAAUACUGGUCCAAAUUCACAAAAUUCAAGCUUCGAAGAGCUAGGACCUUUGGACUUCGGGCACCGGCGACCAAGCCAGGCGUCUAGUGGGCUUCUCAGUGUAGGUAGCUCCCCGGUCCCUGAUGCCAGGAAAGGGUCUGUCGUGUCUGUUUACGGGAAAGGAGGACGUAAAACCUCGGUGGUGUCAAGAAGUACUUCGGCAAGUACAAUCAAUCAUCCACCACCCACAAAUAUACGCAAGGACUCUGGAUUAUCUGCCAAACUUGUCAAUACAUUCGCUGGAUCUCUGAAAAGUCUUCAUUUGGCUGACAACGGACUUGAUGACGAUGUUUUUGACGAAAUCACUCUCCUCAGCGAAUUGCGAGUUCUUAACCUGUCCUACAAUGAUCUUAACGAUAUGCCGUCAAGGUCUAUUAAGAGCUGGCCACAGCUGGUUGAGCUUUAUCUCUCUGGAAACGAGCUUACUUCCCUCCCUUCCGAUGAUUUCGAAGAAUUCAGUCUUUUGCAAGUCUUACACAUCAACGGCAACAAAUUCCAGACCCUACCUGCAGAGCUUGGGAAAGCCCAUCGGUUGUCCGUUCUGGAUUGCGGUAGCAACUCUCUGAAAUACAACGUCUCAAAUUGGCCUUACGAUUGGAACUGGAAUUGGAAUACUAAUCUAAAAUAUCUCAACCUCUCUGGCAAUAAACGUCUAGAGAUCAAACCGUCGUUACCAGGAAGCGGAGGUGCUCGAGAUGGUCAUGAUCUCACAGAUUUCAGCGCAUUGCAGCACCUGCGUAUAUUGGGCCUCAUGGAUGUGACCUUGACCAUCCCGUCUAUUCCUGAUCAGACUGAAGAUCGAAGAGUCCGUACUUCAGGCUCUCUUGCUGGCCAAUUGGCUUAUGGAAUGGCGGACAGUUUGGGAAAAAAUGAUCACUUGUCCAUCAUUGACAUGGUUGUGCCACGUUUCAAUUCUACCGAGACAGAAACUCUAUUGGGUAUGUUUGAUGGACAGGCAUUGUCCAGUGGAGGUUCGAAGAUCGCCAAAUACCUCCAUGAGAACUUUGGUCACAUCUUCAGCGAUGAACUGAAAAGAUUGAACGCUCUCAACAAUGAAACUCCCGUAGAUGCUCUGAGACGCGCUUUCUUAUCACUCAAUAAAGAUCUUGCCACUGCUGCAACUCAACAUACCGAAGAAAGAUCCUUGCUUUCGCAUAGAGGCUCCGCCGCACCAGCAGUUCUCAGCCAAGCAGAUCUUCGCUCUGGUGGCGUGGCUACCGUAAUGUUUCUGCAACAAUCCGAGCUCUACGUUGCAAAUGUUGGAGAUGCUCAAGCUAUGCUUAUUCAUUCAGAAGGCGGACACCGGAUAUUGACCCGGAAACAUGAUCCAGCUGAGCCAAACGAAAGACAGCGUAUCCGAGAUGCAGGGGGCUGGGUCUCCAGACAGGGAAAGUUGAAUGAUAUCCUCGAGGUCUCCCGGGCUUUUGGUUAUGUCCAACUCAUGCCAGCGGUUCAAGCUUCGCCCAAUGUGACGCAUGUCACGAUCAAGGAGCAAGAUGAGAUGGUACUUAUUGCUUCAAAAGAGCUUUGGGAGUAUCUAUCUCCUGAACUUGUUGUUGAUAUCGCCAGAUAUGAACGUGGUGAUCUAAUGAGAGCCGCACAAAGACUCCGGGAUCUUGCCAUAGCAUUUGGCGCUUCUGGAAAGAUAAUGGUCAUGAUGAUGGGUGUCAGUGACUUAAAGAAGCGUGCCCAAAUACGACCACACCGUGUUCAAAGUCUAUCCUUCAAUCCUCAACUUAUUGUGGAUGAAGGAUACGUUCCUUCCAAGAGACCUAAGAAGAAGACCGAUGACGUCGAUGAUUCAAUGCUCCGCAGGCUACAAGCUGAAGUCCAAGCACCUGUAGGCGACAUUAGUAUCGUUUUCACAGAUAUUAAGAGCUCUACGGCACUCUGGGAAACGUAUCCCAGCGCCAUGCGAUCCGCAAUCAAGCUUCACAAUGAGGUCAUGCGUCGUCAAUUGCGAAUAAUUGGUGGCUACGAGGUCAAGACAGAAGGAGAUGCUUUUAUGGUAUCGUUCCCUACUGCAACUUCCGCCCUUCUUUGGUGUUUUGCUGUGCAAGCAGCAUUGCUUGAAGUCAACUGGCCUGCCGAAGUUGUAACCAGUAAUAUGGGACACGAGGUUUAUGACAGCAAUCAAAAUUUGAUUUUCAAGGGUCUGAGUGUCAGAAUGGGGGCUCAUUGGGGUCGUCCAGUGUGCGAGAAUGACCCAGUGACAAGACGUAUGGACUAUUUUGGUCCAAUGGUCAACCGAACCGCUCGUAUUUCUGCCGUCGCCGAUGGUGGCCAAAUCACUGUUUCAGCAGAUUUCAUCUCUGAGAUCCAACGAUGUCUCGAGACAUAUAGUGAAAGCGACCGCUCAGGAUCUACGGGCUCAGAAGAUACUUUCGAUAGCGAUCUCAUCAGUCAUUCAAUUCGUCGUGAGCUGCGCUCCCUCAGCAGUCAAGGUUUUGAGGUCAAGGACAUGGGAGAGAGAAAGCUCAAAGGAUUAGAAAAUCCAGAGUAUAUCUACCUCAUGUACCCGCAUUCACUUGCUGGCCGAAUUCACUUCCAGCGAUCCAUAGAAGGUGAGGCAGCCGUCGUUGAGGAGGAGCCUGCCACCCUUGCUCGCAAUUCAGAAUUGAGCAUCGAUACCGAGGAUGUCUGGGAUCUAUGGAGGAUCAGUCUAAGGUUGGAGAUGUUGUGCUCAAGUCUAGAGGAGCCUCGAGGUUCUGGGAUACCUCUACAGCCUCCUGAAACGGCAAUGCUUGAAAAGAUGAGGAAUAGAGGUGGAGAGGUAACUGACCGCUUCUUACUGAAUUUCCUGACUCAUCAAGUCUCGAGAAUUGAGACAUGCAUCUCUGCAAUCGCUACCCGUCAUCUAGCAAUUGGCCGAGCAGCCAUCUCCGACCUCGAUCAAUUACGCGCACCAAUGGCAGUCAUUAUGGAGGGUCUUGCAGCCCAGAUGCGAGAACUAGAAAGAUAUAAAGCGUUGUACGGAGCCUUAGAUCCCGUGGGAAACGAACCCGAAGACGAAUUUGAGGUCGUAUAA
Molecule: messenger RNA, 6456 nt
Organism: Sclerotinia borealis F-4128
Lineage: Eukaryota; Fungi; Ascomycota; Leotiomycetes; Helotiales; Sclerotiniaceae
Source: the annotation of a GenBank genome assembly